CCAGAUGUGCUCAGGAUGCUCUGAUGUUUCUUACAGAAUUGAACAGGAGUCAACCAGAAAAAUAUGCAGUGCUGAUGUACGAUGCAUUGGGGAAGAUGGGAAGCGAUGUAGACGGUGGGAAUGUGAACAGAGUCGGCUCUCUGCAGGAGUGUUUGUCUGUAAAAGGCCCUGGAUUUGGAGGACAUUACUGCCAGGUGUUCCUCAAACAGGGGGUUCUGGAGUAUUUUGUAGGUGUUUGUGUGCCUGAUUCCUGCAACGAAGCAGACGUCAGCACUCUUAUAGUCUAUGAUUAUCUACAGGGUCGUACCCCCAUCAUUCCUCCUGUACCGAAUCUGCUUGAUUCAGAAAACACACUGAGACCUUUUAUGACUCGGUGUAUCAGAAAUAACAUGACACCUGAUUUGUCUGCCAUAAUGUGUCUUAUAGAUUAUCUCUGGAUCUCAUGUGUCUGUCCCUCAGGUCGUCUGAUGUUGUGUCUGCGUUCUCUUUCCAUCCGCUCCACUGGUGUGUGUUCCGGUGAAGGUGUGUGUUCCAGAAGCAGUUAUCUGUCUCUUAAUGGUAUCCGUAUUCUCAGCCUCUUCUGGAUUAUCUGUGGACACACGGUGCAGCUCAGCUCCUGGGGCGGCCUCGAUAACAGGAAGAGAUGGAGAGCGUCGAUGGAGAGAGAUCCUCUGUACGUGGUGUCCUUCAGUGGACCGGUUUAUCUCGCUGUCGAUACUUUUUUAUUACUCGGUGGACUCCUGAGUGCAAAAUCUUUCCUCAGCUGCAUCCAGAAAUCAGACGAUAAGAUGAGCCUCCGACUGAUCGCUCACUUCCUGUUUAGGAGGUUCAAGAGAAUCCAGCCGUUGCACCUCUUCAUCGUGUGUGCGAUCGUUGCUCUAUUCUCAUUUCUUCCCAAAAGUCCAUUCUGGUUCAUGGCUGAAGAUCAAACGCUGAACUGUAAAGAGUUCUGGUGGUCCAACCUUCUGCUCAUCAACAACCUGAUCACCAUCACACACACGUGUGCACCAUGGACCUGGUACCUCUCAGUCGAUUUCCAGUUCUACAUGAUGACUCCAUUCCUAAUUUUUCUCCACAGACUGAAUAAGCACGUGUUUGUGGGCGUGGCCUUCGCUCUGUUGGCGAUGUCGUGCGUUUCCAGUUCUCUAAUCACCGCGUUUCUGCACUUACCUGUUCACCAACCCACAACUCUUGAAUCUGAAACCUACUUUGAAUAUUAUUACAACAAGCCGUACACCAGACUGGGCCCGUACCUGCUCGGCAUCCUCGCUGGGAUUUACAUAGUGACCAAGAAAGAAGAUCUCAUAAAGCACCGGUGGCAGGCGGCUGCUGGUUGGCUCGUCUCGCUGUCCAUCAUGGCCCUGAUUGUGGCGUUUGCUUACAUGCUGAGGGGUCAGGGGUCACCAGGUCAUGCUGUCUAUCAGGGGCUCCAUCGCUCAUUGUGGGCUCUGGCUGUGUCCUGGAUCAUCAUCGCCUGUGAGGAGGGAUACGGAGGCUUCGUGAAGAAGUUCUUGUCCAUGAGUGUGUGGGUUCCUCUGUCCAAUAUCAGCUUUGCCUGCUACCUCGUCCACCCUCUGCUCAUCUUACUGUACAACUUCAAUCAGCAAACUUUAAUCCACUACACAGACCUCAACUUCUUCUAUCUGUUCCUCGCUCACUCGUUCCUCACUGUGGUUUUUGGGUGGGUUCUCAGCAUGUUGAUUGAGAAGCCGUAUCAGCUCCUGAGCUCAACAUAAACACACCAAACCCAAACAUCGCACAACUGCAUUAAUGUCAGAGAGCUGAAUUCUGUACAGUGUAGAGAUGUGCACAUUUUAAUUAUAUAUAUAUAUAUAUAUAUAUGUGUGUGUGUGUGUGUGUGUGUAAUAGAGAAUGUUGUUGUGUUAUGGAGAAUGUUGUUGGUGUGUGUGUGUGUGUGUGUGUGU
Silurus meridionalis is the source of this 1925-nucleotide messenger RNA. It is a transcript of the gene oacyl, whose product is annotated as O-acyltransferase like. The record is from RefSeq and is a predicted model, not a curated record. The transcript is spliced from 14 exons. Gene Ontology annotation, molecular function: acyltransferase activity, transferring groups other than amino-acyl groups. The coding region runs from base 24 to 1736 and encodes 570 amino acids. Lineage: Eukaryota; Metazoa; Chordata; Actinopteri; Siluriformes; Siluridae.